Striga asiatica is the source of this 405-nucleotide messenger RNA. NCBI's taxonomy places the organism in Eukaryota, Viridiplantae, Streptophyta, Magnoliopsida, Lamiales, Orobanchaceae. The record is from the annotation of a GenBank genome assembly.
AUGGGGCAUACGGACGCGACGGUGUGCUGGGGUACGAUGGUGAACAGCGACGCGAGGUGUACGGGCGCUGGUGCAGGGAAGGACAGGCGGCUAGACCUGUUAUUAUCAUCUCCCGAACGCUUGGUUGGUGAUCGUGAGAACAUAAUGAGGGAAUACGCUAGUACUCCAAUGUUGAUUCCCGAACACUUAGUCAGUGAUCGUGUGCCCGUAAUGAAAGAAUACGCUAGGAUUCCAGUGCCCACUCCCGAACACUUGGCCGGUGAUAGGGUGCACAUUCCGAUGGAAUUCGCAGGGAUUCCACCAAAAUCUUGGAUUUAUAGACACUUGGCUAAUAAAUCAGGUGUACACUCUGAUGGAAUUCGCUGGGACUCCAUCAAAAUCUGGGAUUUAGAGAAACUUGGCUAA